Blepharisma stoltei is the source of this 1437-nucleotide messenger RNA. Lineage: Eukaryota; Ciliophora; Heterotrichea; Heterotrichida; Blepharismidae. The record is from the annotation of a GenBank genome assembly.
AUGGUUUCUCAUAAAAUCGGAAACUGAUACCGAAGUGUAGCCGGUGCAUUUAUGUCUCAGCAUAAAGAAUCCCAAUUCUUAGAAUCUGGAAAACUUACUCCUGAAGAAUUCCUAGUCGCAGGAGACCAGCUUGUUCACAGAUGUCCCACUUGGACUUGAAAUUCAAGCUCGCCCGGAUAUGAACAAAAGCAUUUGCCUAUUGACAAACAAUUUCUGAUCACAAGAGGAGUCCCAUGCAGAAAGCGCAUUAGCUCUAUAGGAGAAAACGAAAUUGAAGAAAAAGAAAUAGAAGAUGGCUGGGUUGUAGCUGAAACUCUCGGCCCAAAAGAAGAGCCAGAUGAAAUCAUCAUUUCAAAGCCCCAAAUUUCUAAUGAAGAAGAAGAAAUUCCUGACCUAGCCGAUCUUCAAGGACAAGAAUUAAUCGAUGAAAAUGCUGCAGAGCCUGCUGCUCUUUUUGGAAAUAAUUAUAUAUGUGCUGAAGAGCCAGUCGAAGCUAUAAUGAAAACUAGGGUUUAUGAUCUUUCUGUAACUUAUGAUACUUAUUAUCAGACCCCAAGAAUGUGGCUUACAGGGUAUGAUGAACACAUGAACCCAUUGGCCCCAGAAAUGAUGUUUGAAGAUAUCAUGGGGGACUAUGCACACAAAACGGUCACUAUAGACAGACAUCCUUGUGUAGGGAAUGACCAAGUUUCUAUUCACCCUUGCAAUCAUGCGAAAAUGAUGAAGCACUUUAUUGAUAUGCUGGAGUCAAAUGGGGCGCAGGCCCAAGUCCAUCAUGCAAUAUUCGUAUUUUUGAAGUUUUUAUCAUCUGUGGUUCCUACGAUAGAGUAUGAUUUUACUAUGGAUUUAAGCUUACUCCCCCCCCAUCUUGAUCGAACGAUUGACUAUAAAAAAUCCUAAAAAUUGGGAAAAUUAAACCCCAUCCUUGAUCGAACGAUUUUCAUAUCAUGACAAUUUUUAUAUAUAUAAAAAUAUAAUAGUAAUCAAAAGCUUGGGAAGAUGUACCUAAUGAAGUUGUUUCAGAGCUUUGAGACGACAGAAAGCUGCGGAAUCAACCAUCCGAAGUGAUUUAGCCAUCAACCUAGGCUUAAAAACUCAAUAAUCUAAUAAAAGAGAGAUUCUUUUAAAUUUUAAAAAAAAAAAAUUUAAUUCAAUAAGGAACAAAUUAAAAUUUAUACGGUUUAAAAGGGUAACUAAUAAAUCAAAAUAUUAAAAAUUGGUAUUUUAUGAAAUUAAUUCAAUUUUUUGCUGUAAAAAUAAUUAUUAAAUACUCUUUAACCCUCUUAUUUAAAAGUAAAUGAAAAAAAAUAUAUAUAUAUAUUUUUAUUUUUUAUAUAUAAAUUUUUUUUUUCCCAAAAAAUUUUUUUUUAAAAACCCCCAUCCUUGAUCGAACGAUGGCGAGUCGUUCGAUCAAGGAUGGGGGGGGAGUUAGAGUAA